Molecule: messenger RNA, 651 nt
Organism: Trichoderma aggressivum f. europaeum
Lineage: Eukaryota; Fungi; Ascomycota; Sordariomycetes; Hypocreales; Hypocreaceae
Exons: 1
Coding region: 1-651 (216 amino acids)
Molecular function (GO): acyltransferase activity, transferring groups other than amino-acyl groups
Source: RefSeq, a predicted model, not a curated record
AUGGCGCCUUUCCAGAGGGACGACAGAUUCUUCACCAAGGACUGGAUCAUCACGCUCCCCUCUCGCCCAGAACCAAAUAUCAAAUUCAUCCGCCUGACACCCGCCGAGACAGAAGCAUUUAUACGCUUCGCAGAAAAAGUGGUCAUCCCCUCGGCCCUAAACACCGCCGAAGCCCCUCUUGCCGAGCCUCCAGCUCCAGCCCCCGUCCCUGGAGAAAGGAUGCAGAGGAACUACGCCGAUUCCCGGACCCGACACCACGCUCUCGACGUCUUCAUGUCAUUAGAGGGAAAGUUUGUAGGCUGGGGAGCUAUCUAUCAGAUCACGCCCUCGGGCGAAAAGCCGAGCAUCGCAAACGUAGCUAUCAGACUAAGCCCUGAGAUCCAGGGCAAAGGGCUGGGAAAGGUGCUGAUGCAGGUCUUGCUGCGGUUGAGCAAUGAAGUUGAUGUGGAUAUCAUUGAGGCGGGUACUAUGAAGUAUAAUAUUCCAAUGAGAGCAUUGGGGAAGAGUGUCGGCUUGGUCGAGAUGGAGGAGGCGAAGGAGCUCCCUGGGCGAGGCGUUGUUGCUGAUAUACUGUUUAAGAAUAUUGAGAGGGAGAAGUGGAGAGAUCUUGACAUGGUGGUUGAGUUCAAGGACCAGGCUGUAAAUGAAUAA